AUGGCGCUUGAGACAGCCAUUGAGAGCUGUGGCGCGGGCGAGGGGCUCCUCCGGAUUGUCCAGGACAUCUAUAGCGGUGCAACAUCGUCAGUAAGUGUUGCCGAGGGGAAGACCCCUAACAUACCCGUGCUGUCUGGCAUCCGCCAGGGGUGCCCAUUGAGCGGACUGCUCUUCAUUAUGGCAGUAGACCCAGUUGUCUCGGCGCUGCAAGGUACAGACGCUGGCCACCGGGUCCUGGCCUUCGCGGAUGACCUGUGCCUACUUGCAGAUAAUGCGCCGGACCUCCAGUCUAAGAUCAAUGAUGCCAGGGAAGGACUCGAACGUUUAGGGCUUAGCAUCAACGCCAGUAAGUGUGCUUCCCUCCAUCUGUCGGGGCGUACCCCUGUUGGUGUGCGAGAUAGCAUCUUUCGGAUCUCGGGAGUCCCCAUGAAGCCUCUAGCAGAAGGUGAUGCAGCCGCGUUCCUCGGUGCCCAGGUGGGCUUUCACGUGAUCCCCCACAAAUCAACGCUUGCCGACAUUAUCGACCUAGGCUUGAAGCUUGCCAGAAGUAAACUAGCGCCUUGGCAGAGGAUCGACGCCCUCAAAACCUUCUUCUUAUCCUCUGCGGUUCACCUACAGCGUAUGGGAACCUAUUCGAAAUCAGACUGGAAGACAGUGGACGAAAUCUUGAGGCCCGAAAUCAAGGCCACCCUAAACCUCCCGCAGGAAGCUUCCAACGAGUACCUAUACGGGUCCACCCUCCGCGGAUGCUGCGGGAUAACAAAACUAGCGGAGGACUCCGACAUCGCGGCUGUCGACAGCGCUUUCAAGUUACUCACCUCCCCUGAUGGACGGGUCACCAGGGAAGCAGUUGACCAUGUGAGGGACGUAACCCGCCGGAGGAUUGGCCGGAUUCCCUCCAACUCUGAAGUGGGUAGUUACCUCUCCGGCGAGAACGAGGGGCCCUUCCGCGAGACGCGUGGCGGUGGGGUUGCCAGUGUCUGGUCCCGUGCCCGCAACGCCUCCGGGCGUUUGGCCGCGUCCUGGUCGUUGGACGGUCCUCUCUCCAUCACACAUGCCGGAACUACGAUGCGCGCAAAACAGAGGAGGGAAGUGAUGAAGACGAUGCGCGACCACUUCCGCGCUGUCAGAGGUACGACCCUGAUCGAGAAACCGGACCAGGGCAGAGCCAUGGAGUGUGUGGCUGCGCACGCCGCGUCUAAUCACUUCCUAAGGGCCGGUGACUUCUGUAGGUUUGCCGACUGGAGAUUUGUCCACCGUGCGAGAUUGAACUUAGUGCCGCUGAACGGCUCCUCGUCCUGGAGGACUGGUGACCGCCGGUGUCGACGUUGUGGGAAUAAUAUUGAAAGCCUCGCCCACGUCGUUAACCACUGCAUGCGGUACACCAGUCUCUUCAUGGCGAGACACAACUCCCUUGUGGCUCGACUGAAGAAAGCGGCCGACGGGAAGUUUGAGGUCGUGUCGGAGAACCAGGCGAUUGGCGCUCAGCGCCUUAGACCCGACCUCAUCCUUAGAAGGGGCACAACCACUUUGAUUAUUGAUGCCACAGUACCCUUCGACAACAGGAUGAAGGCCUUCGAAGAAGCUGCAGACGAAAAUAGAGCCAAAUACGAGGAGCUGAGAAAGGAGAUCGCUGCUGAACACCCUGGGGAGGUAACAGUGUUCCCGUUCAUUGUUGGCUCCCUGGGCUCCUGGGAUCCGGCCAACGACGUGCUGGUGAGGCAGCUGUGCAGCAGAGCCUACGCAAAGCUCAUGCGGAAGCUAUGUGUUAGCGAGGUCAUCGGGUACACCAGAGAUGUCUACACCGAACACAUCUCCGGAGUUCGAGCGAGGCAUGGCUGA
Messenger RNA from Macrosiphum euphorbiae (potato aphid), 1842 nucleotides. The record is from the annotation of a GenBank genome assembly. NCBI's taxonomy places the organism in Eukaryota, Metazoa, Arthropoda, Insecta, Hemiptera, Aphididae.